UUAAAAAAGAGUCUUAGUGCAUGGCCGCACCUACCUUCCUUUCUUCACGUAAAAUUGUAAUCAUCAUCAAACUAAUUGCCGGCUUGCCGCUAUUCUUUUUUUUCUACGGCCGGGGGAACCUUUUGGUAACUAAACAUCUUCCUAAUCUUCCAUACCCUUUUCUUAUUAAUUCUCCAUCUGUCAUCUUCCACUUAAUCCUCAUUCUUUCCAUAACUUGAAGCUAAUCGAACAAGCAAUUUUUAAACCUGUCCCUAUCUUCAGCUUCUUUUUAGCGACAUCAACAAGGUAAUGACAGCCUUCCCUCUCCCAAAUCUCUGGCUCUUUUUCAGUAUAAUACAACCAACUUAAACCUUCAAUCCCUUCCAUAAGUAACACCUUACGAAAAAUUUCAUAAAUCAUAUAUUCCUUCCUCAAUCUUUCCUUUCGUCGAUCCCACUAAUUAAUUACAAUCAAGCACAAAUGAUCUCCUCCUCCAAUACCCAUUUCCCCGUUAAGUAUUCACAUACAUAAAUAGCUCUCUAUGAUCUUCCUCCGUUCUUACUACUUUCUCAUCAUCCAUCCCAAUUAGUUACAAUGUCGGAUUUCCUUCUCUUUGUCGCGCUCGUUUCAUACUUCAUUUCGCUCAAUUUAGAAGUUGGUGGAGCGACGAGCAUUGGGAUCAACUACGGCCUGCUGGGAGACAACCUCCCGCCGCCGGAAAGAUGCGUCAGCCUGCUGAAGUCGAGGAAUGUGAAUCGGGUCCGGAUCUUCGACCCGAACCACGACGUCCUCACUGCGUUGGCUAACGCCGGCGGGAUGGAAGUAGUCCUGGGGACGCUGAAUGCCGAUCUGGAGCAGCUGGCCAGCAGCCCGUCCUUCGCGGCCCAAUGGGUCUCGGCCCACGUAAUCCCCUUCCGGCCCAGAUUGAAAUUUCGCUACAUCACGGCGGGGAACGAGGUCAUCCCAGGCCCAAUGGCCCAUCUCGUUCUAAACGCGAUCAAGAACCUCGACUCCGCCCUGAAAUCGGCGCAAAUCACCGACGUCCCCGUCACCACGGCGAUCGGCAUGGCGUCGAUCGGGAAAUCGUACCCCCCAUCGGCGGGCGAAUUCUCCGACGAAUCGAGGCCGUACGCCGGUCCGGUCGUCGAAUUCCUCGCAUCGAACGGCUACCCGCUGCUGGCCAACGUGUACCCUUACUUCGCCUACAAGGGCGACCCGGCGAACAUCGCCCGGGAGUACGCGUUGGGGAAUUCCGUCGCCGGAGGCGGCGGGAAGAGGGUGGUCGACGGGAAUUUGGAGUACCGGGGGUUGUUCGACGCGAUGGUGGAUGCGAUGUACGCGGCGGCGGAGAAGGUGAAUGGGGGAGGGUUGAAGGUCGUGGUGUCGGAGACAGGGUGGCCGAGCGCCGGAGCUGAGGUGGCGACGGUGGAUAACGCGAGGGCGUACGUGAACAACGUGGCGGCGAAGGCCCGUGCCGGCGCCGGGACGCCGAGGCGGCAGGGGAGUGAAGUGGAGACGUAUUUGUUUGCUCUGUUCAAUGAGGAUUUGAAGCCGCAGGGAGAAGAGCAGAAUUUCGGGUUGUACCGACCCGACUUGACGGAGGUUUACAAGGUUGAUUUGAAUUAAUUGCAGUUUUUUAGUUCAAUGAGCAUGGGAACGGCGUCGUGCUCUAUUUAAUUUAGUUUUAGUAUAGUAUUCGGUCUAUUUCAUUUGUAAGCCUUUUACCUGUUUCUUGAAAAUGUCAGCUCGAUUUCUCUCUUGAAAAGAAUAAUAAACUCUUUUA
Linum tenue is the source of this 1762-nucleotide messenger RNA. NCBI's taxonomy places the organism in Eukaryota, Viridiplantae, Streptophyta, Magnoliopsida, Malpighiales, Linaceae. The record is from the annotation of a GenBank genome assembly.